This is a messenger RNA of Seriola dumerili (greater amberjack), 1845 nucleotides long. RefSeq names its product potassium voltage-gated channel subfamily F member 1-like. Gene Ontology annotation, molecular function: protein binding; voltage-gated potassium channel activity. The record is from RefSeq and is a predicted model, not a curated record. Gene Ontology annotation, cellular component: voltage-gated potassium channel complex; membrane. The transcript has a single exon. NCBI's taxonomy places the organism in Eukaryota, Metazoa, Chordata, Actinopteri, Carangiformes, Carangidae. The coding region runs from base 1 to 1500 and encodes 499 amino acids. Gene Ontology annotation, biological process: protein homooligomerization; potassium ion transmembrane transport.
AUGUGGGGGAUCCAGAGGACGCGAUAUGCGGACUGCAACGGCUCUGAAGCCAGUGAAGAGACAGAGAUUGUUGUUAACAUCGGCGGGGUGAAACAGGUACUGUAUGGGGACGUGUUGAAUCGCUUCCCGGACACCCGGCUGGCAGAACUGGUGGACUGUUCACUUAAGUCUUCGGAAGAAAUAUCUUUACUAUGUGACGACUACGACCCUGACAGUGGAGAAUUUUAUUUCGACAGAGACCCUGAAGCAUUUAAAUGCAUAAUUGAGCUGUAUUAUUAUGGGGAGAUUCACGUGAAAAGAGGCAUCUGUCCAAUUUGUUUUAUGAAGGAGAUGGAGUUCUGGAAAAUUGGCUCUGAUUUCCUGGAUGAAUGUUGUAAAAGCCACCUAAAGGAGGUGGAGGAUGAACUUGCAGAGAUUGCAGAGAAAGUGAGAACUAUCCUGGUGGACCGAGAGGGAGAUCCGUCUGCAGGGGGCUGGCAGCGCUUCCAGAUGUGCCUCUGGAGGCUGAUGGAGAAACCGGACUCCUCGCUGCCUGCGCACAUAAUCGCUAUAGUUUCUUUCAUCUUCAUCCUCAUCUCCUCCGUGGUCAUGUGCGUCGGGACCAUCCCCGACCUACAGGUGGAGGACUCGGAGGGUAACCUCGCAGAACACCCGACUCUGGAGGUCAUCGAGACGGUGUGCAUCGGCUGGUUCACCAUCGAAUACCUGCUACGUCUGAUCUCCUCGCCUAACAAAAUGAAAUUCGUCAUGGCUUUCAUGAACAUCAUCGACUUCAUGGCGAUCAUGCCUUUCUUCGUGGUGCUGAUUCUGACCUCCUUCGGCGCUGGAGUGUUGGAACUGGCUAAUGUGCAGCAGGCGGUGCAGGCUUUACGCAUAAUGCGCAUCGCGCGCAUUUUCAAGCUGGCACGCCAUUCCUCUGGACUCCAGACCCUCACAUCUGCCCUGAAGAGCAGCUUCAAAGAGCUCGGGCUGCUCCUCAUGUAUAUGGGCGUGGGAGUCUUCCUUUUCUCCGCACUGGGCUACACUAUGGAGCAGAACCACCCGGACACCUUGUUCACCAGCAUCCCACAGUCAUUCUGGUGGGCUGUGAUCACGAUGACCACUGUGGGCUAUGGAGACGUCUACCCGAAGACCACUUUAGGCCGGUGUAACGCGGCCAUUAGCUUCUUGUGCGGGGUGAUCGCCAUAGCGCUGCCCAUACACCCCAUCAUCAACAAUUUUGUCCUGUUCUACAACAAGCAACAGGUGCUAGAGACUGCGGCCAAGCACGAGAUUGAACUGAUGGCGCUGCGCUCCGGCGCUGGCGAGCUGAAGGCUGCACCCGGCGCCCAUAAACAUGUUUGUGGUGCAGGGGUCUGGGAAAACGCCAUGCGCUCCUGUCACAGUGACACAUACAUCCCCUUACUGAAGGAUCCCAGGGGAGGGGCGGGCAUGCCGACCCCCAGCAAGGACACGAGCUUUGAAAGCACAGCCGAGGCCACCGAAUAUUUUGUCUCAUGAACACUAAUGACCCUGCAGAAUUUGAGAAGACUCUGCAACAGAUACACAACAACAAAACAUCAAACUAAUUAUUCAUUUUUAACUUAUUUAAACUCAAUCCGCCAACUAUGGGUUAAUGAUACAUAAUGACUUGACAUUGUAAAUAGCCUAUGGCCUCAAAGAAGAUAUUGCUCCUGUUAAAGCCACAUAUGUGUGAGAUAUUGACUUGAUGAGCUGUGCCUUGGCGCAGUGAGUCCCUGUAGGCUGAGGGGUACUGUUUGAACAGUCAGUACACCGAUUCCCCCAUGUAGACUUCUUAUAUAACAACCCCCAUCCCCAACCCUCACACUCAUACUGUAGACUGCA